Raphanus sativus (radish) is the source of this 3294-nucleotide messenger RNA. Its product is annotated as lon protease homolog 1, mitochondrial. The coding region runs from base 34 to 3006 and encodes 990 amino acids. The transcript is spliced from 19 exons. Gene Ontology annotation, biological process: chaperone-mediated protein complex assembly; protein quality control for misfolded or incompletely synthesized proteins; protein catabolic process. Gene Ontology annotation, molecular function: serine-type endopeptidase activity; ATP-dependent peptidase activity; single-stranded DNA binding. Lineage: Eukaryota; Viridiplantae; Streptophyta; Magnoliopsida; Brassicales; Brassicaceae. The record is from RefSeq and is a predicted model, not a curated record. Gene Ontology annotation, cellular component: mitochondrial matrix.
UAGUUCUCUCUCUCCUCUUCCUCGAGGAGGUUUAUGAAGGGCUUUGAGACACAUCUCCUCCCUCUCCUUCAACCUCCUCCUUCUUCAUUCUCUCCAGAACUUUCUAAUGGUUACUUGCCUCAAAGGCAAGGCGUGAACAACCUUAAAUCCGCAAACUUUCACCCUAGAUCCUCUCCCUCGAUGUUGAAGCUCUUCUCCUCCUCCGCCGCUUCGCGAGCCCACCAUCUGACCCCGGCGAUUCGGACCGGGGCGAGCUCGGUGGAGUCUCCGCUGCUCAAAGCGCUGAGUCACUUCACCGGGUUGAAUCGGAGAUCGAACUCGCUGGGUGGUGGUGGUCGCCGUGUUUUCUUCUGCUCCGAUAACGCCUCCGACGCUGCUGCGGCUGAGGCCGAGGCGAAAGCGGCGGAGUCAGAUUCAGAUGGGUCUGAAUCGAAGUCUUCGUCGGCGAUUGUGCCCACUAACCCUAGACCCGAAGAUUGUUUGACGGUUCUAGCAUUACCGGUGGCACAUAGGCCUCUUUUCCCUGGGUUCUACAUGCCAAUCUAUGUCAAGGAUCCUAAAGUACUGGCAGCGUUACAAGAGAGCAGAAGACGACAAGCUCCAUAUGCAGGAGCUUUCCUUCUAAAGGAUGACCCAUCAUCAACUGACUCAUCUUCAAGCACUGACGUGGAGAAAAACAUAAAUGAGCUGAAAGGGAAAGAUUUGCUUAAACGGCUUCACGAAGUUGGCACACUUGCUCAGAUUUCAAGUAUCCAAGGGGAUCAAGUUAUCCUCGUUGGUCAUAGACGGCUUCGCAUAACAGAGAUGGUGAGUGAAGAACCACUUACAGUCAAGGUCGAUCAUCUGAAGGAUAAGCCGUUUGACAUGGACGAUGAUGUCAUCAAGGCAACAUCCUUUGAAGUUAUUUCAACGCUUAGGGAUGUACUAAAGACAAGCUCACUGUGGAGGGAUCACGUCCAGACAUAUACCCAGCAUAUAGGUGAAUUCACUUAUCCACGGUUAGCGGAUUUUGGAGCGGCUAUAUGUGGUGCAAAUAAACAUCAAGCUCAAGAAGUUCUUGAAGAACUAGAUGUUCAUAAACGUCUGCGGUUGACACUGGAAUUGAUGAAAAAAGAAAGGGAAAUUAGCAAGAUUCAGGAAACUAUAGCAAAAGCAAUAGAAGAAAAAAUUAGCGGUGAGCAACGCCGUUACUUGCUAAAUGAGCAGCUCAAGGCUAUAAAGAAGGAGCUUGGUGUGGAGACAGAUGACAAAUCUGCACUGUCUGAAAAGUUUAAGGAAAGGAUUGAUCCUAACAAGGAAAAGAUUCCAGCGCAUGUGUUACAAGUCAUAGAAGAAGAGCUUACAAAACUGCAGCUGUUAGAGGCGAGUUCAAGCGAGUUUAACGUGACCCGUAACUACCUUGAUUGGUUGACCAUAUUGCCUUGGGGAAAUUACAGCGAUGAAAAUUUUGAUGUUGUGCGAGCACAGCAAAUUCUUGACGAGGAUCACUAUGGCUUAUCUGACGUUAAGGAAAGGAUACUUGAAUUUAUUGCGGUUGGAAGGCUUAGAGGCACUUCACAAGGGAAAAUCAUAUGCCUCUCGGGUCCUCCUGGAGUAGGUAAAACUAGCAUUGGUCGUUCUAUUGCACGUGCUCUUAAUCGCAAGUUCUUCCGGUUCUCUGUUGGAGGGUUAGCAGAUGUCGCUGAGAUUAAGGGGCAUCGCCGAACAUACGUUGGCGCCAUGCCAGGAAAGAUGGUGCAGUGUCUCAAGAGCGUGGGGACGGCUAAUCCUCUUGUUCUAAUCGAUGAGAUUGAUAAGCUUGGGAGAGGCCAUGCUGGUGACCCAGCCAGUGCUUUGUUGGAGCUUCUGGAUCCAGAACAAAAUGCAAAUUUUCUGGACCACUAUCUUGACGUUACUAUUGACCUCUCAAAGGUUUUGUUUGUGUGCACAGCAAAUGUGAUAGACAUGAUUCCAAAUCCUCUGCUAGACAGAAUGGAGGUGAUUAGUAUUGCUGGCUACAUCACUGAUGAGAAAGUGCACAUCGCAAGAGACUAUUUGGAAAAAUCAGCACGUGGAGAUUGUGGCAUCAAGCCUGAACAGGUUGAGGUGAGUGAUGCAGCUCUUCUUUCACUGAUAGAAAAUUACUGCAGAGAAGCAGGAGUAAGGAAUCUACAGAAACAGAUCGAGAAGAUUUACAGGAAGAUUGCUCUUAAACUAGUGCGCGAAGGAGUAGUCCCUGAAGAGCCUGCAGUUGCAGUUGAUACCGAAGAAGCUGAAAUUGUGACCAAACUUGACGUGGAAUCCACUGAGAACAACUCUGUCCCCGUUGCUAAAGAACCAAAGGAAGAGGCUCAAAACGAGAAGACAUCAGUUGAAAAGGUUAUGAUUGAUGAAUCAAACCUUGCAGAUUAUGUAGGCAAACCUGUGUUCCAUGCAGAAAAGAUCUAUGAGCCCACACCGGUAGGAGUUGUGAUGGGUCUAGCCUGGACAUCAAUGGGCGGUUCAACGUUGUACAUAGAGACAACUGUUGUGGAGGAAGGUGAAGGUAAAGGUUGCUUGAACGUAACUGGUCAGCUCGGCGAUGUAAUGAAAGAAAGCGCACAGAUCGCUCACACGGUCGCUAGAAAGAUCAUGCUAGAGAAAGAACCGGAGAACCAGUUCUUUGCAAACUCCAAGCUUCAUCUCCAUGUUCCCGCAGGAGCUACACCCAAGGACGGUCCAAGUGCAGGCUGCACUAUGAUCACAUCGCUGCUAUCGCUUGCCAUGAAGAAACCUGUUCAGAAAGAUCUUGCAAUGACUGGAGAAGUCACUCUAACUGGUAGAAUCCUUCCUAUUGGAGGGGUGAAGGAGAAAACCAUAGCGGCGAGGCGGAGUCAGGUGAAGACCAUCAUAUUUCCGGAGGCAAACAGGAGAGACUUUGAAGAGCUUGCGGAGAAUGUUAAAGAAGGGCUUGAUGUUCACUUUGUGGAUGACUAUAAAAAGAUCUUCGACCUUGCCUUUGUCUCUGACAACAAGCAACAAGACUGAGAGAAGUCACUUUGACCUUCUUCCUCUGUUGUUGUCUCCAUCUAUAAACAAGAAAACCAUUCUUGAUUCUUUCUUUGCUUUUUCUUUAUACUUUUGUCCCUUCAAGAAGGGGGUCAUGCUGUAACAAUUUUUUUUCAUAAUUAGGAUAGUUUAUUUAUGUGGUUGGGACCUCUUUCGUACAUUCCCACAGCCAGAUCAUUAUGCAUCAAAAUAAAAAUGUCUAUCUGCUUGUUAUACUAUGAACACAUAUUGGCGUUUGAAUUGCACUGUUGGUUACUUUUAACUUUA